AUGCACACAAGUUCAGUGGUAUUGGAGUGGGUAAUCGAUUUCCCCCUAGCACAUCAUGCACCAGACAGCGAACAAGAGCUUCCAAUCAGUGACGAGCAACCACGUCUUGGGAUAACUGGGAUUCAGGAGGUCCCUGAACAACCACAACCUGAGGUCCCGGAAGGUGCUUUGGACUUGUCAGAAAAUCAUGAACAGCAGCUGCUGGCGCAAGACGAGACAACAAAUUUACCAGAUGGACAUGGCCAUCAAUCAGAAGAACUACCGCACCUUCCUCGGAGUCUGCAACAGGAAUCAGAAGCCUCGGCAGGGACGUCUGAGCCGCUUGUCAGUCAUGAAUUGCAGCAGCCACAGGUGUCGGAGGUUUGUCAAAUCACUGAGAAAGCCCAAUUGGAGGCGAAAGCAGAGACAUUGGACCUGGUGAGCGAUCAUCAUGAGAAUCACCCAGCCUCGCCUGGAAUCUCUGAGAAUCUUGGACAAGAACAACUAGAGGUAGUGGGUGGAGCACCAGGCGUACUCAAUAACCAGGGAGAACAGCAGCCGGAGGUUUCGGAGGUUCCCGAGAGUUCCAAGCAGUCAGAAGUAGAGACUCCGGAGGAUGUAGCGACAUCCUCGGGGGACAGUCAUCAACAAGAUCCCGGAAUUCGGAAAAGACUCCGUUCACGUUUAGGAGAGUUAUUAAAUCAUGGAUUGAGGCCAUGGAAGAGACGUCGGAACACUUAG
Messenger RNA from Penicillium expansum, 720 nucleotides. RefSeq lists its product as uncharacterized. Bases 1 to 720 code for a protein of 239 amino acids. The record is from RefSeq and is a predicted model, not a curated record. Lineage: Eukaryota; Fungi; Ascomycota; Eurotiomycetes; Eurotiales; Aspergillaceae. The transcript has a single exon.